This is a messenger RNA of Lachancea nothofagi CBS 11611, 1881 nucleotides long. The record is from the annotation of a GenBank genome assembly. Lineage: Eukaryota; Fungi; Ascomycota; Saccharomycetes; Saccharomycetales; Saccharomycetaceae.
AUGAAGCGAGUUUCAGCGAAGCAGGUUGCUCAGGAACAGCAGAAACAGCCAACUAUGCAAGUAGAUAAGGUAAAGUCAUUGUUCAAUGACAAGAUUUGGGAUCCGACGUUUCAGGAAGACCUCAAACAAGAAAUUCAUGAUUCGCAACCUUACAACUGGGGUACGAUCCGGGAUUUGGUGGACGAUGAGCUUCUGCGUAAAGUGAGAAAGGAAAUAGAAACAGAAAUUCAUUUCACCAGUAAAGAAACCGAUAUCUACAAAGUCAACCAGAGUGGUGAUUUGGCCAACUUAUCAGGACUCGACUGGAACGACUUGUCGCGCCUCCCCAGUCUCUGUCGGUUGCGGGAGAUCCUGUACUCAGAAGUUUACCGGGAUGUGAUUUCCCAUGUCACAGGUGCGGGAAAGCUUUCGGGCUCUAAGAUGGAUAUGUCCAUCAACACCUACACCAAGGGUUGUCAUUUACUCACGCAUGACGAUGUCAUUGGGUCAAGAAGAGUAAGUUUUAUCCUCUAUUUGCCGGACCCCGACAAACGCUGGAAGGAUCACUACGGGGGUGGUUUGCGUUUAUUUCCAAGCAUUGUCGCCAAUGUCCCCCAGAGCGAUCAUAGCGCCAAGCUAGUUCCGCAGUUCAAUCAAAUUGCUUUCUUUCAAGUUCAGCCUGGGUUUUCCUUCCACGACGUCGAAGAAGUCCGUGUCAAUAAACAUCGUCUCUCGAUCCAAGGAUGGUAUCAUAUCCCACAAAAAGAGGAAAAGGGGUUUAUUGCGGGCGAGGAGGAAGCAUGGGUCAAAACCAACACCAGUACUUUGGCGCAGUUGGAAUCCAAAGUUCUUCAGGACUACGAGUUUCCCAAGGGUGAACGAGACAUUUUACCAUACCAUCAAAUAAGACAUGUUGAUGAAUUACUGGCUGCACAAUCCUGUAAAGAAGGUGACUCACAAAGUUUACCAGAUUUAAGAUUGUUAAGUGCUAAGGAAAUGGACUUUUUAUCAGACUUCAUUUCGCCACAUCACUUGACUCAAGAAGGCAUUAACAAACUUCAAUCACAUUUCGUUGAAAAGUCGCAACUGCAGAUUGAAGACUUCCUCAAUGACGACAGAGCAGAAUUCUUGAAACAACUUAUCAAAAAAGAUGAAAUGGAAAAAGACUGCCCUUAUGAGAGCGUAAAUGUUAAGGCUCCUUGGAAAACUGCCAUGCCUCCACACAAGUGGAGAUAUCUCUAUAUCGAUGGCAAAUCCCACGAGAACUUCCAAAACGAGCAAGAUAUUUUGAACAAAUUGAAUAACGAAGAAAUGCCAAACUACACUCUUCUGUCGCAAACUCUGGAAGACAAAAAGUACCAAACUGAAACCCAGUUGAUUGCGUUAGCCAACUUUUUCCAAAGCUCCGCUUUCAAGAAGUAUCUGGCGCUACUCACUUUGUUGUCUCCUUUGAGUGAGCAGGUAUUGAUCAGAAGAUUCAGACCGGGGAAGGAUUUCACUUUAGCUACUCAGAUUCACAAGAACGACCUUCUUAAACAAGUCGAAGGGUUUGUUGAUGCUGUCUUAGAAGGCACGCUAUGCCUAACUCCAAGUGAUGGUUGGGAGUCUGGUGAAGUUGGCGGCUACGAGCUUUACAUGGAUAAUCAGGAUGAGGAUGAGAAUGCUAACAAAGACAUUGAGGACGCGGCAGUGUACAAGAGCGACGAUGCUGGCGACUCUGUCUUGAUCAACAAACCGCCAAGCUGGAAUUCGUUCAACUUAGUUUUGAGGGAUGAAAGUGUGCUACAAUUCAUCAAGUACAUUAGCUGGUCUGCAAAAUCUAGCAGGUGGGAUGUUACCGUUCAAUGGGAUGUCAAGACUGUCGACGAAGAUGACCACGAUGAAAAUGACAAUAAUGAAUAA